Molecule: messenger RNA, 3635 nt
Organism: Seriola dumerili (greater amberjack)
Lineage: Eukaryota; Metazoa; Chordata; Actinopteri; Carangiformes; Carangidae
Gene: klf13
Product: Krueppel-like factor 13
Exons: 2
Coding region: 384-1184 (266 amino acids)
Biological process (GO): regulation of transcription by RNA polymerase II
Molecular function (GO): DNA-binding transcription factor activity, RNA polymerase II-specific; RNA polymerase II cis-regulatory region sequence-specific DNA binding
Source: RefSeq, a predicted model, not a curated record
UUGAAGCCGCGAUGGGAGUUAACACAUCCAAGUUUCUAGAGUUCCUGUUACCAGCGUCGUUGCACUAAACAAAGACUUUGGGUUUCUUGUUUUUCUUCUCUCUCUCUCUCUCUCUCUCUCUCUUUCUCUCUCUCUCUCUCUCUGUCCCUCUCUCUAUCUGAGGGGGCUUGUCUGCAUUUUUUUUUUGUCCGAGGCGUUUCUCUCACAGGAUGUUGAUGAUAUUGGAAAGCCGGGUAAGAUCCUAAAGUCACUUCUCUCUGAUGAGAACGACCUCCUCCUCCUCCUCCUCUUCCUCACCACCACCACCACCACACAAAGGGAACCACGGAACAAGUACUUUUUUUUCCCCACACGCCAUCAUUUUAUUUUAUUUUUAUUUUUGAAUGUCAUUAAGAAGCAGAGGGGGCUGUUUCAAAGACAAAAUGGAUCACUUUGCAGCAGAGUGCCUUGUUUCAAUGUCCAGUCGUGCAAUUGUUCACGCUCCUAAAGGGAAUAGGGAGAUUAAACCAGAAAUCCCGUCCUCCUCCAAGAACGGAGAGGAAAUCAAAGAGCCUUUGGUGAAAGACAACUCCUCUCUUUUUGUGGUGGCGCGGAUUCUGGCGGAUUUUAACCAGCAGACUCCCAACAAUGUUGCCGAGCAGGCAAAAAUAAAGGAUGAGAGCAUGCCGAACCUCACAGAUGAUGGAAACUCUGCCACACCUACCACCAUCUCCGAUCCUUCGCUCAAACAAAGAGGCAAAAGAUCGAGAGGUCGAACUGAGCAAGAAUCACCUCAGAAAAAGCACAAAUGCCACUAUUCAGGUUGUGAAAAAGUUUAUGGCAAAUCAUCCCACCUCAAAGCGCAUCUAAGGACACAUACAGGAGAACGGCCUUUCCCAUGUACCUGGCCAGACUGCAGUAAGAAGUUCGCUCGCUCCGAUGAGCUGGCCCGCCAUUACCGCACCCACACGGGGGAGAAGAAGUUCGGGUGCCCGCUUUGUGACAAGCGCUUCAUGCGCAGCGACCACCUGAUGAAGCACGCCCGGCGCCACUCAGAUUUCCAGCCCGGCAUGCUGAAGAGGCCUCACGGCAGCAGCGGCAGCAGCGGCAACACAACACGUCCCAGCUCCCUCAGCGACUACAGCCGCUCAGAUGCCUCCAGCCCCACCCUCAGCCCCACCCUCAGCCCAGCCAACUCGCCUUAAACUGAAACCCAGUCGCACUUUCCGCCUCCGACCUGUGAGGCCUGUGUUUUUGUCAUAACACUUGUGUUGCACAGUUGUCAGCAACCCCCCUUUGCUAUUCCUGCGCUUGCUGUGGUGUACCAUACUGUACAUAACUGCUUAUUGUAGUGCAAUUACUUGUGUGAUCCUAAAAGAAGGUAAUGCCUUUCCCAGAUGGCAAUAUUUACAUUCUGUACCAUAUGUCUGUAUUUUUUUAGCUUCUGAUGAUGGCUAGUUGUCCAAUGUACGUUCGCAGUCAGCUAAACAAGGUUUGGAAGAAAAAGAAAAGACACCCUGACAAGUCUUAUCAAAAAAAUUCUUUUUUUUUUUUGUUUGUUUGUUUUUCUUUAUUUUUCUGAACAGGUGAGGAGAAGGGGUACACACACACCUCAGGAUUGAAGACAGUUGCUAUUUCUGUAAUACCACAGUACUUAACAGUACUCACAUUGACUGCACAAUAUACUCAUCACUUUACUCUGAAAUUCAACAGGGGUUGAAUUUUACGCCCUGCUCAGGGAUGGCCUUGUUAGCUUGAAAGAAUGAACACGGUGAAGAGAAACAUACAGUACAUAUAUAGCAGCCUUACACUCAACACAAUUUGCACUCUUUGUUUUUUGUUGGUUUUCACACUCGAGGAAACUAGCCCUACGGUCACACGGUCAAUCGUACACAAAACUCCGGUUCUGUUCUCCCUUGUGUUCUGGGGAUUCAUAUGUAAUGUAAAUGCUGUGUGUUAUGAAAUCGGUCCCCAAACCCUCGCCUCAGUAAACAAAAUACAUCUGUUCCUCCACUGCAAUGUUAAUAUUCAGUUGCCAUUACACUGGGUUAAAUAUGUACUUCAUUAAACAGCAGUGUGCAGUAUAUACUGUGUAAAUCUGCACUGUGGGAGGAUCGGGAUUAUAUUGGGUGAACAGUUUUUAUAAAUAUACUCAGUUGAAGAAACUUUAGAACCUUUAAAUAGAGACAGUUAAGUUUCAAAGCAGCUGUUCAUGCUUCUUUUUUAAAAAUAAAAAGUGCUGUAUCAUCAGCCAGUAUUUCACACAAAGUGGACACAAAGGGACUUUAGUUGAAACAAUGUUUAUCCAUCUCGCAAGCACAUAGGAAAAAGUACCAAAGACAAGAGUGAAAGAAAGCUUUCUACUCAGUCUUGUAAGCCGCCCUUCAUUGAGGCCUGGGGCUGGUGGUUGGCAGUAUCACAGGUAGAGCCAGACAGCCCGCUCACUUCCCUCCUCCUGCCUCUGCCUUUUGUGGCCUCCCUGGAGGAAACAGCUGCAUCCCACAAGAAGCUAUUCACAGCCCGCAGGAGGAGGAGUGCGAACAUGCCAUUCCCGGGGAGUCCUCCCUCGCUCCUCUGGCUCUACCUGUCCCGUCAGAGAGCGGUGAUGCUCCGAAACCUGCCAAAUUGCAUAAGGUCACCUAAUUUUGGGAGUCAAACGUAGGCCAGAGUGUGGGGCAGAGCGUUGGGCUGGGCUGCAACAUGGUGGAGCACAGAGUGAACAAAGCAGCUAUCUGCAAAAGACAGGCAAGAGGGGGCAGGUCCUGAUAAAAGAGGAGAGGUUUAUCAUGAGCUGAGCAGCACAGAGGAGGAGACACCCAGCCGCAGACACCCCCCCCCUCCCCCUCGUCUCCUCCUCCUCCUUCUCCUCCUUCCCCCAACUCCCUUCCUCCCUCCAACUGUAGGAACUGUGAGUGGAAAAAUGGCUGUAAUUAGUGGUUUGAUCCAACCUGUAGGAUAAGAGUAGAAAGAGAAGUGUAUGAACAACAGUACUACCUAGACAAUGCUGGCAGUGUGGGUGGGAUGUACCCAACUCCAUCCUAAGCACAGGGAGAAAUCCACUACUCCAUGCCGGAGAGUCAGAUUUCACAAUGCCAAGGAAAACGUCGCUCCAAAUUCUCACCAAAUGAACCCAAGCGCUCAAAACAGCUGCUUUCAAACUUCUCUCUCACAACAAGGGGGGCUUUUAAACUGUUGUAAAAACAUCUGAACCAAAAUGAACAUAUCAGCAAAGUGCAGUGCUCACCAGCCUCACGUUGUCCUGCCUGUGAAGCUCAGAUGUCCCGUGAGAAAGCUGACUUGUGUUUUCUAGACAGACAUGCCUCAAUAAGUCAGGCAAAAGGCACAGUAAACCUUCCAUGGAAACGGGCACCACUAUCAAAACUGCUGCAGCCCCGCCAGUCUGUGUUAUGCCUACAUUUUCUUUUAAUGCUCCAGCGCUAUGGUUGGAAAUAGUUUCAACCAUGUAGUGUGGUUCUGUCAGACCCCUCCAGACCGUUGUCAUCAUGAAUUGCAUGUGCUAGCUUCAUCUUACCAACAAGUUGUCGGACUCUCUCACCCUGCAGUCUCGCGCUUCACACUAUGUGCAUGUUAACAACUUGGGCCCGAGAGUGUAGAGGGGUUUUCGAGGCGGUCUGGCAGGUGUAAAUUCAUGAAUG